CGCCGCGCAGCAGCGCUCGCCGUUGCGGGCAAGAAGGACGACGCGCCCAACUCGGCACGGGCGGCCGGCCACGGCGGCAGCAGCAACACGAUGAUGCGCCUGUACACCGACGAGGCACCCGGGCUCAAGAUCGACCCGGUCAUCGUCCUGUCGCUCGCCGUCGUCUUCAUCUUCUCGGUCGUCAGCCUGCACCUCCUCAGCAAG
Messenger RNA from Rhodotorula graminis WP1, 204 nucleotides. RefSeq lists its product as uncharacterized. The record is from RefSeq and is a predicted model, not a curated record. Gene Ontology annotation, biological process: intracellular protein transport. The annotation marks the transcript as partial. NCBI's taxonomy places the organism in Eukaryota, Fungi, Basidiomycota, Microbotryomycetes, Sporidiobolales, Sporidiobolaceae. The transcript has 2 exons. Gene Ontology annotation, cellular component: Sec61 translocon complex.